CCGUGACAAAUUUCAUCGGAACUUUCAGCGGCCAGGAAAGACUGAUGUUUCCUGCUUCUCUCGCUUGUCAGUCGUACACGGACAGUGGACAAGAUAUCUCACUUUCAGUUUACGUAGUCUCGCCGGGACUUUUUGUCCUCACUUAGUACGGGGCAAAUGUUACGUUUGCUGUCGACGUAGAAGCCAAACAUCCCCCCGCUGGAACUACGAAGGCAGAUGAACGCCGCGUCAGAAAUACUGUAAGCAGUGACCCAGAAUGGACACGGACCAUUCAUUUACUUGAAGUCUCAUCCUGGUCGAAAACAUUACUUGAUGGUCCUGCGCCUCUAAAUGCAGACAGUCCCAAAGAUGGAGGAGCACGCCACUCUCCCCAACGUCAGCAUACCCUGCCACAAUGAGCAGAGGGACAAGAAAAAGCGCUACACGGUUUACAAAGUGAUCGUUUCUGUGAGGAAACAGGAGUGGUUUGUCUUCAGGCGUUAUGCCGAAUUUGACAAAAUUUACAACACAUUAAGAAAACAAUUUCCCUCUUUGAACCUGAAAAUACCAGCAAAGAGGAUAUUUGGGGAUAAUUUCGACCCAGAGUUUAUCAAGCAGAGACGAGCAGGGCUGCACGAGUUCAUCAAACGUAUCGUCUCGCAUCCUCAGCUUUGCAACCAUCCAGAUGUGAGGACCUUCCUACUAAUGGACAAAGUGCAAAACCUUUCGGAUGCAUCAGAGGAUGAAGAUGACAAAAACAACCCUAUCUCCAGAAACAUUAACCUGGGGCCUUCUGGAAAUCCACAAGCUGAGCCAUCAGACUUUGACUUUUUAAAAGUCAUAGGAAAGGGGAGUUUUGGGAAGGUUUUCCUGGCAAAACGAAAGCACGAUGAGAAGUAUUAUGCAGUCAAGGUCUUACAGAAAAAGGUCAUCCUCAACAGAAAAGAGCAAAAACACAUCAUGGCAGAGCGCAAUGUGCUGCUGAAGAAUGUGAAACACCCUUUCCUGGUUGGGCUUCAUUAUUCCUUUCAGACUGCAGACAAGCUGUACUUCGUCUUGGAUUUCAUUAAUGGAGGAGAGCUUUUCUUCCAUCUUCAAAAAGAGCGAACCUUUCCGGAGCCCAGAGCGAAAUUCUACAUUGCCGAAAUGGCGAGUGCACUGGGUUAUCUGCAUUCUCUCGACAUUGUUUACAGAGACUUGAAGCCAGAAAACAUCCUUCUAGACCAAGAAGGGCAUAUCGUUUUGACGGACUUUGGACUGUGUAAAGAAGGCAUUUCCCAGACAGACACCACCACUACAUUUUGUGGAACACCUGAGUAUUUGGCUCCCGAGGUCCUGAGGAAGCAGCCAUAUGACAACACAGUAGACUGGUGGUGUCUGGGUUCAGUGCUCUACGAAAUGCUCUUUGGCCUGCCACCAUUCUACAGCCGCGACACACACGAGAUGUAUGACAACAUCCUCCACAAGCAGCUGGUGAUGCGUCCCGGAGCGUCCAGCACGGCUUGGUCUCUGAUACAGGGUCUGCUGGAAAAAGAUGGCACACACAGACUUGGGUCCAGGGAUGACUUUAAUGAGAUCAAAGCACACGACUUCUUCUCUUCCAUCAACUGGGACGACCUUGAACAAAAGAAGACCCCUCCCCCUUUCUUACCCAAAGUGAGCUCUUACUCUGACAUCUCAAACUUCGACCCCGAGUUCACAGAAGAGAUGGUCUCCAGCUCCAUCUACUGGACGCAAGAACAUUCCAUAGUCAACGCGAGUGUAAUGGAGGCCGAUGACGCCUUCGUGGGGUUCUCUUACGCUCCACCUUCCGAUGACUCUUUCCAGUGAAAAAUUUGCGACGCGGUCUUCAAAUGCCUUAAUCACUGCAGCUUCUUUUCAAGAAAGGGAAGAAACUGAUUCCAUGUAUGAAUUUGUAUUGUCAAGCCAAAGCACGCAGCUGAGAAGAAAGCGCACUAAAAACUAUUUUGAUUGGAGUGACAAAAAGUGCCAGAAGUCUUUAUUUUUUACCUAUUUGUAUUUAUAUAUGUUUAUACACAACAGAUUAUGUUUUAAAGGAAUGAUAAUGACCAUUUGCUGUCAAUGUCAUUUGUAGAAGAGUCAAAAAACUAAGCCUAUAAUUCACUGGACUUAACAAAUAACACCAUUGAUUGGAAGGGUCUUUGUCCAUGUAAUUACUGUAAAAAAUAAACUCAUGUAUCAUAUUCAUAUAAUCUAAGCUGGAAAUAGGAAGUACUUGAAUUAUGCAUUUUUGGUUCAUAGGUCACAUUUAUAUUAAAUAAAUAAAUCUACUUUAGUUACCUUUAAGUUCGACAUAUUGAGUGCUGAGUGAAUAUUUCUUAUUUCUGGAUUGUCUUAGGUUUUUUUAUUGGUUUUGUUCAUAAUUACAAAAUUCAUAAUUACGAAAGAAAUUCAUCUCAAUGUUUUUUUGGUUCGCCUGGUAAUUUUGUAGUCCUACAUAUAAUUAAAACAAAGAAAAGAAAUGA
Molecule: messenger RNA, 2465 nt
Organism: Solea solea (common sole)
Lineage: Eukaryota; Metazoa; Chordata; Actinopteri; Pleuronectiformes; Soleidae
Gene: sgk3
Product: serum/glucocorticoid regulated kinase family member 3
Exons: 17
Coding region: 331-1809 (492 amino acids)
Biological process (GO): protein phosphorylation
Molecular function (GO): phosphatidylinositol binding; ATP binding; protein serine/threonine kinase activity
Source: RefSeq, a predicted model, not a curated record